Molecule: messenger RNA, 2631 nt
Organism: Dujonia railenensis
Lineage: Eukaryota; Fungi; Ascomycota; Pichiomycetes; Serinales; Debaryomycetaceae
Source: the annotation of a GenBank genome assembly
AUGUCUAGUCCAACUCGUAGCAGUAGAAAGAGACAAAACGAAGACGGUGAAGGGUCUGAACAGCCAUCUUCACCCCCUGGAUCUUCACCACAGUUACCCCCAUCAUCGCCAGCUAUCCCAUUCGCGGAUGAUGUAGACGAAGACGAUGAGAUUCACAAUGAUAUAGUCGAUUUAAAUCCUUCAGAUGAAGAAGAAGGUGAAGAUUUGAUGGAAAAUAUGGAAAAUGAUUAUCAAAGCAAUUCAGCCCAAGAUAGAUAUGACUUGGGAGAUGGCAACAUAGAUGAUGAAGGAGACUUCGAGGCCAUGGAUGCCGCUACCAGAAGAAGAAUUGACCAGCAAUUGAACAGAAGAGAUGAAAUCUUGAAUGCCAGUACAGGAAACAGGUCCAGGAGGCAAGCCUUUUUGGACGAUGACGACGACGAUGGUGAACCUGAAGAUGGUGAAGAGAAUGAAUAUGGAUUGCCUAUCCAAAGAAGAAGAAGAAGACACUACGAUGAGGACCCAGACAACGCUGGGGAUGAGGAAUUGGAUAUGGGUAUGGAUAUCGACCCGUUCAACGAAGAAUUGUCCUUGGAAAGUUUGACCGAUAUCAAGGCUGGUAGUAUCACCGAGUGGGUAUUACAGCCACAAGUAUCCAGAUCAAUUGCUAGAGAAUUGAAGUCAUUUCUUUUGGAAUACACUGACGAGCAUGGUAGGUCCGUGUACGGUGCUAGGAUUAGGACAUUGGGUGAAAUGAAUGCUGAGUCCUUGGACGUUUCAUACCAACACUUAGCUGAGCUGAAAGCUAUUUUAGCUUUGUUCUUGGCCACAUCGCCUGAAGAGAUCUUGAAAAUCUUUGAUAUUGUUGCCAUGGAAGCUACGGAAUUGCAUUACCCUAACUACUCUCAAAUCCAUCAAGAAAUUCAUGUUAGAAUCAACCAGUUCCCUAAUUUAUUGAACUUGAGAGACUUGAGAGAAAACAAUUUAAACUCGUUGAUCAAAGUCAGUGGGGUUGUGACAAGAAGGACCGGUGUUUUCCCACAAUUAAAGUACAUUAAAUUCGACUGUUUGAAGUGUGGUGUGGUAUUAGGUCCCUUUAUCCAGGAUUCCAAUGUUGAAGUGAAAAUAGGAUUCUGCACGAAUUGUAGACUGAAGGGCCCUUUCAAAUUAAAUUCUGAAAAGACAUUGUACAGAAAUUAUCAAAGAAUCACAUUGCAAGAAGCACCGGGUACUGUUCCACCAGGAAGAUUACCCAGACAUAGAGAAAUAAUCUUAUUGGCAGAUUUGGUAGAUCUUGCCAAACCAGGUGAAGAAAUAGAUAUCACUGGUGUGUAUAAGAAUAACUAUGAUGGACAAUUAAAUGCCAAGAAUGGAUUCCCAGUCUUUGCAACUGUUAUAGAGGCAAACUCUAUUACGAGAAGGGAAAUGAAUUCUUCAUCCUCCAAUGGUGGAGGUUGGACUGAAGAAGACGAAAGAGAAUUCAGAAAGUUGUCACAAGAAAAGGGUAUAAUUGAUAAAAUUAUUAGUUCUAUGGCCCCAUCCAUUUAUGGACACAAGGACAUCAAGACUGCAUUGGCAUGUUCAUUAUUUGGAGGAGUUCCUAAGAAUGUUAAUGGAAAGCAUUCCAUUAGAGGUGAUAUAAAUGUGUUAUUAUUGGGUGACCCUGGUACUGCUAAGUCUCAGAUUUUGAAGUACGCAGAGAAGACUGCCAACAGAGCGGUCUUCGCCACAGGUCAAGGUGCCAGUGCUGUUGGUUUAACUGCCAGUGUUCGUAAAGAUCCUAUUACAAGAGAAUGGACCUUGGAAGGAGGUGCAUUAGUAUUAGCUGAUAAAGGGACUUGUCUUAUUGAUGAAUUCGAUAAAAUGAACGAUCAAGAUCGUACAUCCAUUCACGAAGCUAUGGAACAACAGUCGAUUUCUAUUUCCAAGGCUGGUAUCGUCACAACGUUGAGAGCCAGAUGUGCGAUUAUUGCCGCUGCCAAUCCCAAUGGUGGUAGAUACAAUUCUACCUUACCAUUCUCUCAGAAUGUCGAUUUAACAGAACCAAUUUUGUCUAGAUUUGAUAUUUUAUGUGUGGUAAGAGAUUUGGUAGAUCCAGAGCUGGAUGAAAGAUUGGCAAGUUUCGUAGUUGACUCCCAUAUGAGAUCUCAUCCAUCUACCACGGAGGAUUUGGAAGACGAUGAAGUAGGUGAAGAUGAUGAAGAAAUGGAGGGUGAAGAAGCAGGCGCUGAGACAACGCCAAGACGUCGUACAAGAAAACAAAAGAUAAAUAUGUUGAAUCAAAAGAAAGAACAAGAAAUAUCACCGAUUUCUCAGGAAUUACUUGCUAAGUAUAUAAACUAUGCGAGACAAAAGGUCCAACCUAAAUUACACCAAAUGGAUAUGGAUAAGGUUUCAAGAGUAUAUGCUGACUUGAGAAGAGAAUCUAUAUCAACAGGUUCAUUCCCUAUCACAGUUCGUCAUUUAGAAAGUAUAUUGAGAAUAGCUGAAGCAUUUGCCAAGAUGAGAUUAUCUGAUUUUGUCAGUCAAAAUGAUUUAAACAGGUCCAUAAAGGUAAGUAUUGACAGUUUUGUGGGUGCACAAAAGGUGACUGUAAGAAGACAAUUACAAAGAUCCUUUAUGAAGUACACCUUACCUCAAAGAAGGAAUUAA